Ostrinia nubilalis (European corn borer) is the source of this 4551-nucleotide messenger RNA. It is a transcript of the gene tay, whose product is annotated as proline-rich protein 36-like. Bases 400 to 4551 code for a protein of 1383 amino acids. NCBI's taxonomy places the organism in Eukaryota, Metazoa, Arthropoda, Insecta, Lepidoptera, Crambidae. The transcript has 14 exons. The record is from RefSeq and is a predicted model, not a curated record.
CAACGUAGCGUUAGCGUCGUGCAACACCUUUCAUUGUAUUGACUAUUGACUGAUUCUGAACACUGAGAAUAAUGUAUAAAGUUAAUUUAUCAUAUUAUUGCCUUAGUUCUUGUUGAAAUCUAUCUUACUAUGUUUUAGUUUAAGUGUAAUCAUGCCUCCGUUUACGAGAAUGUGAAAGAAGACAGCCAGUCGGGUGCUACGCGGCCAUUUUACUUGCAAUGCGGCAACGGUGUACGAUCCGCCAUUGGAAACGGCCUGUGUCUUUUUCUGUGUGCAAGAUUUUUAUUUUGUCGAAUAUCGUGGCAUAGAAACAACGGAUAACCAUGUGUGAUAAAAGUGUUGUGCGGACUUUUGUGUAGUGAAGCACGGUGGUCGGGUGAUUCGAAUAAUGUGCGAACGAUGGAAAACGAAGUGAAGCAGCGCAAUCAGAGAAAUAGGCGAAGGGAGCGGGCACAGCGCAUGCAAGCACAGCGAGAGAGCAAAGUUAAGGAUGGGGACAGUGGCGAGGACGAGUCUCCGGCGAGAGAGAAGCCGCCUCGUCCUCCGGCCAGGCGGAAGAAGUCGCGGGAGCCGCUGGGAGAAGAGGAUAUCAUUGAUGGUUUCGCCAUAAUGGCAUUUCGCACCUACGAAGAUCUAGAGGCUGCAGUAAAAUGUGCUUCUUCACCUCGUACCAACGCGCUGUCAACAAAGCCUCGGCUGCCAUUGGCAGCUUUGGCGGCAGACGCGGCACGCAUACACCCGCCAAACAACGUCAACUCUCAUGGCAUUACGCUGCUUCAAGACGCUGGCACGUCGGAUGAUAGUGGACGGGCAUCAGAAAGGCUCACGGGGAGUUCGGUCGCACCUCGCGAUCCUGACUCUUCCCGUGAUCGCCUUAGCGACGCCAGUAGCCGCUGUAGUUCCGGAAAAGGCUAUAUCUGUGAUAGUGAAGGCGACGACGAUAAGGCGAGUCCAGAGAGCAGUAGAAAUGCCUCACCAAGAUAUCAUGACGUGUCCAUGGAUGAUGCGUCAGACGCAGGUUCUUUGUUCCGGGUGGCGGGCGCGGGCGGUGGUGGCGGCGGCAAAAACGAACUGGUGGCGCGGGGCGGCAGCGGCGGCGCGCUAGCCCUGUCGCGCGCGCCGGUCGGCGGCAGCGCCAGCCCCGCGCCCGCGCCGCUCCCCCAGCCCGCGCCCUCGCCGGCGCCCGCCGCCUUGCCGCCGCCCGCGCUUCCACCGCCGCCGUUCCGGGCCGACACGCCGCUGAGGCCCAACGGUGCUCACAUACCCGCGAUCGAUGGCCAGGCCGCCACGCAAAUACCGGCGCGGCCGGUCGGCGCCGCCGGGCCCGACACGCCCGAACGUCCCGCGAGCAACAACAAGCUGCAGCCCGGCGCCCGCGCCGCUGCCGACAGCCCGACGCCGGCGCCGCCCGCGCCGCCGGCUCCGUCGCCGCUCUUCCCCUCGCAUUCAGCGUAUCAGUCGCACGCCGCAGCGGCGAUGCCCGACUACCGGCUCACGAACCACGAGACGCGGACCGGGCCGCCGGAGCAGCCGCCGGCGCCGCUGGACCUGAUCGCUCACCACGCGACGCGGCCGCCGCCCGGCGCGCCCGCCUCCGCGCAGGCGGCGCAUCCUAGUCUUCAGAGUCGAGUGCCCCACUCGCAGCCUCACCCCUUGAUGCCCGGCCACGACGUCCGAAACGCGGCGACGGCGGCCCCGGCUCACACCUCCGUUCCUACCUCCUAUUCCAACCGCGUCAAUGGAGUGCCUCAAAGUGUCCCUCCGCAUUCGCUCUCCACGCCGCCCUCCAACACCAGCUGUCUUCCUAUUCAAUCCAUGCCCGGACGGGCCAUUUCUCCGGCCGCGCCCACCUCCCGCCCCUAUCCAACUCCGUCGAUCGGGUCUAGUCAUAUAAACACAAGUAUGAGUUCCAAUAUUCACGGUCAUCCGAUGCCUUAUCAGAGCCAGCCGAGCUUACAGAAACAUUCCGUUCAGUCGGCGUACACGAAUAGGCCUCCGCAUCUCGCACCGUUCAGUGUUGCGAGCCACCUAACGUCCAGUCAUAUUCAAUCUUCGACGUCGAGCCAAACGACUGUUGCGCAAAUAAGCCACCCUCUUAGUAGCCAUUCCAUUUUGAACCAUACGAGCCAUCUCUCUAUGAGUAACUCCAGUCCGCUGAUGGCAACGUCUACACCAAACCAUAUCGGUCCGCCUCUUUCUUUGUCUUCUACCACUAGUACAAUUUCAAGUUACACCACGAGCCUUAAACACCCAGGUCUAAGUAUGCCGCCUCAUGCGGCUCCCCUGGCACCCCCUGCGUCCAUACACACACCAAUUAAUCACGUGGAAACAACACCCGCUGUCAGUAUCGCUCCUGCGAUAAUUCCUCCCGUGUGUAGUAGUAGUAAUAGUACCCAUACGUUAGCUCCCCCCGUAGUAGAUUCUAGGCAACCUGUCGUGUCUUCGAGUGAACUGCCGUCUCGGACUGAAAGUCCUGCGGUCAGUUCAACUCUCGCUUCUAAUGGAUUCCCGCCUCCCGUUGUCUAUUCUGGAACUACUUACCCGCCUCUCUACGCGCCUUAUGCCACCACACUUCAACACAGUCCCUACCUCCCACCCGCAGCGGCUUCCCCAAGGAACACAGAUACGCGAACAAGUUUAUCAGCAUCGCCUCUUGUGGCGCCGAAGACGCCGAAAGGCGUGCGACCGCACACUCCGGGCUCUACCGGCGGCGCUGGCUCCGCCCCUGCGCACGCGCCGCUCUCCUACUCGCCCCGCGGACACAGCCCUAAUAGGGAACGAGAAAGUUUCAGCAACAUCAGCAGUCUGUCGCGCAGCACGCCCGCGCCGGCGCCGCCCGCGUCGCACGCGCCCGCGCUCGUCGCGCCGCUGUCCGCGCCGCUCGCCGCGCCGCUCGCGGCACCUUUGUCAUCGGGGCUGAGCGCGCCUCUCAGCAGUUCCCUAGUCCCACCGCUGGGCGCUCCGCUGGCGGCGCCCACGCCCACGCCGGCUGCGCCCACGCCCUCUCACCUGACGCAUUCCCUCGCGCCGGUGCCCACGGUGCCAAGCAUCAGCUCCAGUGCCAAACCGCCCGCCCACUGGGGGGUAACCAGGCCCGCAGGCCCGGAGCGAUCGAGCGGGUUCGCGCCUGCGCCGCCGUUGUUCGGCGCGCCGCUCGCGCCGCCUAACCCCAACCCCUUCUCGGCGGAGUCGCUCUUCCAAUCUAGCCCGGGCGCAGACCUGCUGCGGCGCGAGCUCGACAACCGUUUCCUGGCGGCGGCGGGCGCGGCGGGCGGCGUGCGCACCGAGCUGCACCACCACCAGCACCAGCACACGCACGUGCACCAGCACCCGCCGCACGCGCCCCACCAGCCCCACGCGCCCCACCCGCCCCACGCGCCCCACCCGCCCCACGCGCCGCCGCCGCCCCACCCGCAUCACCAGCUGUUAGUGCCGCAUGCGCCACUCUUCAAAGACAUGGGCAAGAUGCCGUCGCUAUACCGCACGGGGCUAGGGCUCGGCUACCCGUACUCGUCCAGCCUGCUGCAUCCCGCGGCGCCCUACGUGCCGCCCGCGCCGCUGUCCAGCUACGCGCCUAAGAAAACCGGAAAAUGGAACGCCAUGCACGUCAGGAUCGCGUGGGAGAUCUACAACCACCAGCAGAAGGAGAAGUCGGGGACGAGCACCGCGCCCGGCGCCGCCGCCGACAAGGAGAAGCUGCGCGCCUUCCCCGCGCCCGCGCCGCCCCCGCCCGCCUACCGCUCGCCCUACGACCUGCCGCCCGCGCCCUACCUGCACCACCCGCACCUCGGCGUGCGCUACGACGAGCGCGCCGGGCUCGUGGGCGCGCCGCUCGCGCCGCCCGCGCCCGACCGCCUGCGCGUCUCCGGCGUGUCGCCCUUCGGCCGCUACGCGCCCGCCUUCCCCGCCGCGCCCGCCGCCUUCCCGCUGCCCUACGGCCGCGACCUGGCGCUGUCCUCCUCGCUGCACGCCGUGCACCACCCGCCGCUGCCGCUGCACGACGCCUGGCGCCCGCGCGUGCCCGUCUCCGCCGCCGCCGCCGCCGAGGCGCGCCGCGAGCACGAGGAGCGCGAGCGCGCGCGCCGCGAGCGGGACGAGCGCGAGCGCCGGGACCGCGACGAGCGCGAGCGCCGCAAGGCCCGCGAGCGGGAGCGCGACCUGGAGCGCGCGCGCACGCGCUCGCCGCUGCGCAACGGCGCGCCCGAGCCCGAGCGCAAGGACGAGCGCAAGGAGCCGCCGCGGCCGCCGCCCGCGCUGCCGGCGUACGCGCCGCCGCCGUGGGACCCGUACCGGCCGUUCGACCCGCUGCAGCACAUGCGCUUCGCGCCGCUGGUGGAGGCGGCCAUCCGCGCGGAGGAGGACCGCGCCAAGAUGCUGAGCGCGUACGCGCACCACCAGCAGCUGAAGGCGGGCCCGCUGCUGCACCGCGGGCUGCACGCGGGGCUGCCGCUGGCGCACGGCGCGCUGUCGCACGCGCCGCUGGCGCCGCCCCUGGCGCCGCUGGCCCCGCUGGCGCCGCUGGACCUGCUCAAGAAGGAGGAGCCGCGAUGA